UUUUUUUUUUUUUUGGAAUGUAAUAAUCGAAGUAGUAUGACCCUUCAAUAAAUCAAACGUAUAUAAGUAAUAUAUGUGAUACUUUGCAGUCAACUUCAUUGUUGAUGUACAUUUUAUAGAAUUGUCAAGCAUGUGUUGAUGUGAAAACGUGGGUUCGUCGAAUAUUCGCUGCAAAUUCGGGAUUUUUAAUAAACCAUGAAAUCAUCACAGCCAAAAAAAGAAGCUCGCCUAGAAAAGAAAAAGCGCAAAUUAGAGGCACUGGCCGAAAUAACAAAAUUAAACGAAAUUGAUAAGCAAAGCAAAAGUAAAAUGAAACAUGAUCUUGGUGAACCAAUUGCAAAGCGGCCAAAGGAAAGUGACACCGAACAAAAUGACAACGCAAACGAAUCUGACGUUCGUUCGGUUUUAUCCGAUGAAGAUUAUGCUCAGCUGAAACGUGAAUUAAAUCAUAAAAAACGUGAAUUGAAAAAUGUUCCCAAACUGCGCACAAAACUAUUUGGUGAAAUGGCAUUGUUGACCAUUCCGUCGGAAAAUCGAACGCCAAUUUUAUUCACGGAUAUUCAGCAUUUAAUAAUGUAUGGUUUAUUAGGCAGUACAUCACCAUGUGUACCAACCAGAUGGUGUCACUUGGAAAAAAUAAAUAAAAUCUCACACACCGUUGUUAUUUUGAUCGAUGGAUUAUCAUUAUAUCACUUUUCAUCAUACGAAUCCCAAUUAAAAUCAAUCGAACGAAUUUUCGAGCAUAAAUUUGAAGUUGUGAUGCCGUCGAGCACAAAAUCAACCGAGACAAUGGCAAAUGAAAUGAUGAUGGCGCCGUUGACCAAUAUCUUUCGCAGUGAUCUCGUCGAUAAAUAUGGUAGUUUAGAAGCAGCAAUCGAUUCAACUAAAAAUCCCGUUUUCAUGGUAAAUUCUAUAUUUCCAGUGUCGGACAACGCUAGCGAUAACGAUGAAAUCGAUUCGAAAAAUGGUACCCAAACGGUGAAAACUGAUGGUGAAGUAUUUUCGCGUACACAAUUACUGCUUUCUGCAUUGCAAAUGAUUGAUGAAGGCUAUCCAUUACCACUACGCGGUGAAUUGGCAAAUCGUUACAAAGAUUUUGUAAUGACAAAGGAUAAAUAUAAAGCGGUUACCGCACAAAGUCCAAUGUUUGGCGUCGAUUGUGAAAUGUGUCGAACGUCAGCCGGUGUGAAUGAACUCACACGUAUUUCGAUUAUCAACGAAAAUCAUGAGAGUAUUUAUGAAACUUUAGUUUGUCCACGAAAUAAAAUUGUUGAUUAUUUAACACCAUUUUCGGGUAUUACGCCUAAAAUGAUGAAAAAUGUCACAAAAACACUGACCGAAGUACAAAAUGACAUUCAAAAAUUACUGCCGGCCGAUGCAAUCUUAGUCGGUCAAUCAUUGCAUAGCGAUUUAAUGGCAAUGCGAAUGAUGCAUCCGUAUGUAAUUGAUACAAGUGUUAUAUUCAACAUAUCGGGCGAACGACGACGAAAAUCCAAACUACAAACAUUGGCGCAUGAAUUUCUGGGUGAAGCCAUUCAAAAGAAUCCAUUAGGUCAUGACUCAAUUGAAGAUUGUUCAGCAAGUUUGAAAUUAACUAAAUUGAAAUUACAAAAAGGUAUCGAUUUUGGUGAUGCAAUUCUUGUAAAUAAGCGUCGAGUAAACGAAAGAAAUCAAAUCGAAUCAACAGCCAGCGAAAGUAAAGAUGAAUCAACAGCAACAACUUCAACUGCAACCAAUAAAAUGGAUCGCAGCACGGCUGUUAUUACGUCUAACGAUAAAUUCAGCGAAAUAUACGAACGAAUUGUAAAACAAAAGAUUGACAACAGCAACAGUGAUAAUAAAAUUCACAUUUAUACAAAUUCAUCGAACAAAUGUGCGGUACAAAAAACGUGUGAAGUUGCUUUGAAUCAUGCACUGAGCUUAACACAUAUGUCCAUAGAGCCGAAAAAAUUGGACAACGAUAAGGUAGAAAAAACAAUUAAAAAGGUCGAUCAAUGGAUUGAAAAUGUAUGGCAAAGUGCCGCGCCAAACGCACUUUUUAUCGUUCUAUUUUCGGGACAACAUGACACACAAUCAAGCGGUGUUGCAAUGCUUCAAGUAAAAUCGAAAGCAUAAAGUCAAUAAUCCUGAACAAAAAAAAAACACACACACAUUAAUAUUGUUGUAAUAAAUUUUCAACGAAAUACAGUCAAUUUUUUAUUGAA
Messenger RNA from Contarinia nasturtii (swede midge), 2204 nucleotides. It is a transcript of the gene Rexo5, whose product is annotated as RNA exonuclease 5. Gene Ontology annotation, molecular function: exonuclease activity; nucleic acid binding. The transcript has 2 exons. The coding region runs from base 196 to 2115 and encodes 639 amino acids. Gene Ontology annotation, cellular component: nucleus. The record is from RefSeq and is a predicted model, not a curated record. NCBI's taxonomy places the organism in Eukaryota, Metazoa, Arthropoda, Insecta, Diptera, Cecidomyiidae.